CGAGCUUCAAAAGCUGGCCCAGCAGUCCCACUGUCUACGUAACAACUCCUCCACGGUCUCUCUUUUUGUUGAUGCCGCAGCUCCUGAUCAUCGUGCCACCUACAUACGACUUUCGGGGCCUUCUUUGCGCACACGAGUCGAUUUCGGUAUCUACCGCAGAGCCUCGCGUUCUAGUAUAUUCUAGCAAUCCUCCUCCUAGGAUGGCAGGUCUCCUUCUACGAAUACUCCAUCCUACGAGCGGAGGGAAUUUGCACUGAGAGUUGGGUAAACAAAUGCUGUACCGCUCUCGCUCAUGCUCAAUCUCUCCUCAUCCUCACUCCUGGUCGUGUUUCCUCCAGACUUCAAGGUCUUUUCGAGAAGCUAUGACAUCGUACCCUAUCGAUAACCCAGGAACAUGUCGAGGAGGACAGAUGGUUAGUCAGAUACAUCACAACUCAUUGCGCUGUCAUGUACACAAUGACUCGGGUAUGGCCACCUCAACCGCUACGGCUUUUAGUUUGGUAGCAGGAGAUCAUGCGCGAGCACGCUCUAAAUACACCCAUCUCGUUUCCAGGUAGGGUCCAGGUAAUACAGGAGAUACAGGUUUCGGGAAGAGCAGGACAGAUGCACUUGUCAAAUUGCAAGGCACGGGACCUGAGAUAAUGUUUCUCAUCCAUGAUGAUAUGACUGGGUACACGCCUUUCGGUUCGUUGCUGUCGAAAAGGGCCUCAAACACUCAACCAAGGUUCAAAUUUGUGAUGCCGGUUUGUUCAGGUACAUGGUUGCUCGGGCUCAUCUUGAGGGUGUGAAUAUGUUGCAGAGGUUUCUUUGAUAGGAAAUGUAAUCGGCAGUAAAAUAUAUCUCACACCAGCCUCGGGUUUCAGUACCAGAUUAUAAUACAUAUGCCAUGGUGAACGGACAGCCCAAUAGGACAACACCAUACUCUAUACGAGUAUGCUGCCUGUUGUGGUAACCGCUGUCAGCACUCGUCUCACCUGUUCGAAUAUAUUCAUGGUUAUCGCACCUUCAAAUCGGUAUAUACAUACGCUGCCGGGUCUGCGCUAGAAGCGGGAAAUAUCCGAGGAAAGGUCGCGCAAUAGUCCAGUGUCGAUGUCAAUGUCGGUAGUUUGCAAUAAGCAGAUCACUUCGGAUAUGCUCUGCAAUGACCCGUUCUCGGCAUUUGGGCCAUCACACGGUGGGUUACAGGAUGAACUUGGACAGUGAUGCUGCUUACCUACAUAUAAUGGGUCAAAGCAGGUCAUUUCUACGGCUUCGAAUCUCACCUCCAUCCCCAGGUUCGUUCAAAUACAGUACGGAGUAGUUCAAUAGCCGCUGUCGAGAAUCUCCGAGGCUCUGAGCUAAAAGACAUAUCAACUCCUCCUCCACCCUUCCCCGACACCCGCAUUUGGCAGAUCGACAAGACAUCUUCUCCCCCGGGUUGGCCCAGAACUCUUUAAUUCCGACUGAUGCUCUCUAACGGAAUUCAUUCCUCCCUGCUAUACGACUCUUCUCUAGGAGACCUCUAGGAGGCACAAGGCUCGUCGGUCUUGUAAACCCGUUGCUUUGUGCCGUCUUGUCAAACUCGCUCCCGGCAAUUAUACCACGAGGGUUCUCGGGUCUCGUGCCCCAACAUGUCCAGUUCAAGUUACGAGAACCUCCUGCGGUACACGAUCUGGGCCGUCGGGAUCGUCCUUACAACCCAGGUCGUCGUCUUCCUGUACAAGAGCGUCACGUCCUCACUACGCUCUGUGCCUGGUCCGUUCCUCGCCCGCUUCGGACGCAUAUACUACUUUGUUCGUCUAUCUCUGGGCCACUGGGAACAUGAUGAUAUCGAACUGCACCGACAGUAUGGGCCUGUGGUUCGCGUGGGCGCCGACCUGUAUAGCAUCGACUCCCCGGAGAUCGUGAAGAAGGUGUACGGCAUUGGUUCCAAGUUCCCCAAGUCGGACUGGUACGAUGCCUGGAGACAUCCAGACCCAAAUCGGUGGACCUUGUUCCCCGACCGUGACAUGAAGCGUCACGCCGAGACGCGCAAGCGAUUCCAGGCGAUGUACUCAAUGUCCAGCCUGGUCAGCUACGAAGGGUACGUAGACGAGUGUGCCGCCAUCUUCCGCAAGAGGUUGACCGAGUUCGCGGCGCGCGGCGAGACCAUCGACAUGGCACAUUGGCUCCAGUGCUACGCGUUCGACGUCAUUGGGAACAUCACAUAUUCGCAACGGUUCGGCUUUUUGGACCAGGGGGAGGACAUUGCUGGCUUGCUACAGGCCUUGCAUGGCGUGCUGAGGUACGGGACGCUCAUGGGCGUGUACGCCUCCUGGCACCCCCUCGUGUUUGCCCUCUCGAGUCGCCUGGGUAUGGGCGGCGCCUCUGGCAGAACUUACCUGAUGAAGUACGUGCAGCAACGCAUAGAGCAGAGGAAGGCGAAGGAUCGGGCGGCUCCAAUGCCAGAGGACGUCGAGGAGAAGUCUGCCGCAGAAAGGGACGAGAAUGCCCCGAUGGAUUUUUUGGAGAAGCUGAUGAACGCGAAUCGAGAAGACCCCGAGAGGGUGACGCCGUAUCAUGUCUUCAUGAUGGGACUGUCGAACAUCAUUGCGGGAUCGGAUACGACGGCUGUGAGCCUGUCGUCAAUCCUGUACAAUUUGCUCAAAUAUCCGAGGACGCUGGAAAAGUUGAGGAGGGAGAUCAGGGAAUAUGAGGAACAGGGCCGUUGCGGUAACCCGGACGUCUCGUUCAAGGAGAGUCAAGAAAUGCCGUACCUUCAGGCCGUCAUGAAGGAAGCCCUGAGGAUGCAUGCCGCGACGGGUCUGCCGCUGUGGAGGGUGGUUCCCGAAGGUGGUGUCGAGAUUUGUGGUUAUUACUUUCCCGAGGGUACUAACAUUGGCAUCAAUACCUGGUGCGCACACUACAAUGAGGAUGUCUUUGGGCCGGACGCGGCGGAGUUUCGCCCCGAAAGGUGGCUCGAAGCUGAGAAAGAAGAAGGGGAGAGGUUGAAGAGUAUGGACGCCUAUUACAUGCCGUUUGGUCUGGGAUCACGAACGUGUAUAGGUCGCCACAUUUCCUUCUUGGAAAUGUCGAAGUUGAUACCUCAGAUCGUGAGGAUGUUUGACUUUGAACUUGUACAUCCCGAUCGCCCUUGGAAUACGGAGAACAACUGGUUCAUCAAACCCACCGACUUUCAGGUGAAGGUCAAAAUUCGGCGUGAAAAAUGGGCUGAGAUGUGAUGGCUCUCUUCUGUAAGACGCGUCCAUAGCUUGAUACCUACUAUUAGUAGCAAUACAGAAUUCCUAACAUGUGUUGCUACGGACUAUCGAAACGGGGAUGGAUUACGUGAGUGACCAGCAUGUGAUAAUUGGAAAAGAGGUUAGCAAAAUACCUUAGCAAUGCCUAUUGUGUACCAUUCUUCACAUGAUCAGCAGCACAUUUGCACGGAUUUGAUUUGGCAUCACAUCAUCCGGAAUAUCAGAGUUGUGGCGGUUGAGGAUGUGCACACAUUCUGGGGGUUGUGGCGCCAUGGUCACAGACGUGACAGCAUGUGGUUGACAUGAAUACCCGACUAUUCAACUAGCGUCUACGUUGGACCUCAUCAUUCUCACUACUGGAGGCAAUAACCGCAACCGUCGGCGAGAGAAGGUCGUACUGUAUUGUUCUCCCGGAGUGGAAAUCAUCAGUGAUCAGUGAGUCCACCAGAAAGGUCGAUUGAAACGUUUCCAAGCGGAGAGUGCGUCUAUUGAUCAGUAACGAUGAGAUGAAGUGAGUGCAAGCUGGAGAUUGGCGGCUAGAAGAACGCCAGAGGCGGAUCUAUCACAAACUAGCACUGCAAGUUAUUGUGGGGAGUGGUCCUCGCCUCAGACCGGGGGUGUGGUGAAUGGCAGCUGUGUAUGUACAGUAGACAAACCUAUCAACCUUGAGUCGAGUCGACUGAAGAGGGGGGGCAAAUUACGGAGUAUGCGCCAGACGAUCUCCUCGAUGACACAGUUGCCGUAGCCUGACAGCGCAGUCCCCGAAGUUGUCCAAAGCCAUCCACACAUUAUCAUCGAGCCUGACCUCGCCCACCUUCGAGAUUCGUAGAGUUACCUCUCCAAGUGGGCAAGCUGUACCCGUACUGUAGCUUCCAUGGCCCAAUUUCCUUCCGGAGGCUUGCCCUGGAGCUAAGGGGGGUAGUGUCUACAAUGAGAGCCUAAAGCUGUUCGGCUGUCCGGUGGCAAGUGGAGAUCUAGAGUGGCCAGACUUAAC
Messenger RNA from Exophiala oligosperma, 4212 nucleotides. RefSeq lists its product as uncharacterized. Bases 1611 to 3200 code for a protein of 529 amino acids. Gene Ontology annotation, molecular function: heme binding; iron ion binding; monooxygenase activity. The record is from RefSeq and is a predicted model, not a curated record. The transcript is spliced from 2 exons. NCBI's taxonomy places the organism in Eukaryota, Fungi, Ascomycota, Eurotiomycetes, Chaetothyriales, Herpotrichiellaceae.